Molecule: messenger RNA, 426 nt
Organism: Penicillium salamii
Lineage: Eukaryota; Fungi; Ascomycota; Eurotiomycetes; Eurotiales; Aspergillaceae
Source: the annotation of a GenBank genome assembly
AUGGUCGGUCUUGGCAUUCUGGAAAUUUCUCCAGUCAGAUCUUCUUCCCCCGGUUCCAUCUUCUUCCCUUCUCCAUCAUCCCCAACCUUUGAUCCUAUCACACCCUUCUUCAUUAUGUCUAUCCUCCGCAACAUCAAGUCCCUCACCCCCCUCCUGGACCGCGUCCUGGUCCAGCGCAUCAAGCCCGAGGCCAAGACCGCCUCCGGUAUCUUCCUCCCCGAGGCUGCCGUUAAGGAGCAGAAUGAGGCCCAGGUCCUCGCUGUUGGUCCCGGUCUCUUCGACAAGGAUGGCAAGCGUCUCCCCAUGGGUGUCGCCGCCGGUGACAAGGUCCUCAUCCCCCAGUUCGGUGGUAACUCCGUCAAGGUCGGCGAGGAGGAGUACACUCUCUUCCGCGAUCACGACAUCCUGGCCAAGAUCAAGGAAUAA